AUGUUAUAUGUUCAACUAUUUCAACAUAAUCGUCAAGAUUAUUUAAAACAAUAUCAACGUUCUCAUUUAUUAGCUCAUGAAAACAUUUCACUUUCUAGUAAUCAAUAUAAUGAAAAAUUUCCAAAUAUAUCUCAACAAGCAACACCAAAUGUUGACUAUCAACGUAAUCCAACGUUAUUCUUUCUAUCUAGAAUACCAUCAUUAGAUAUGAAAUCAACGACCGAGCAUCAACAAAAAACAGGAAAUAAAGAUUCUAUGACAACUUUACAUAGAAGUUCAAUAACAGAUUAUAACAAAAAAGUAUCAAAUGAACAUAGUGAAAAAUUUUCCACCUUCGCUCGUCAUCAAGCAUAUAGUAAUGUAUAUCGAUUAGCCCAAUCUACGACAAUAGGAAAUCAUUUGAUAUCCAAUUCAAUUCACACUGAAUUUGAUAGACCAACAACAGCUCCACUUAUAUUUGAAACAACUAUUCAUCGACCAGUAUCUGAAAAGAUAAAAACUGCUAUGUUAUCUCGUUCACCAACACCAUUACGAAAUGCACGUUUAGUAGAUUCAUCAGAUAAUUAUGAUAAUACAAGACAUGCAUUGUACUAUCAAUUAAAAUCACCAGUAUUCAAAAGUGACAAUCAUUUUAUACAACAAUCUUCUCAUAUAAAUACAAGUAUUCCUAUGAAUGAAACUAUAAAUACAAAUAGUUAUAAUAGUUUUAUUGAUUUACCUGUUGAUACUAAUUCACAUGGUAUAACAACAGUAAAUUAUGAUGAUGAACCACAAAUACUUUAUCGUAAUACUCAACACAAAAUGAGUGGUUUUCAACAUAUUGCAAAUUUAGGUAGUUGGCAACGUAAUUCAAAAAAUAGACAAAUAGAAUCAUUAGAAAAAUCGAAAGAAAUAGAACGUGAAUAUGAAAUUUCAAAAAAUAUUGAUCAAUCUUCAUUGAAUUCAUCAUCAUCAUCAACAACAACAACUUAUGAAUAUAAAAGUCCAUUUUCUGAAGAAUAUGAUCAAGCUAUUUCUUUACAUACACAUUAUCAAACAAAUAAUAAUAUUAAUGAAUGGCAUUUAAGAGAUUUUUAUCGUGAUGUUAAAACACAAUUCGAACCAGACACAAAUACUAAAGUAGUUUUUGAAAAAUGUCUCAAAUUAGCAAGAUUACAAGCAAAUACAAUCAAAUGGGAACAACGUCGUCGGCAAAAUUUAAUUAUAUAUAAUCGUCUUCUAAAAAAUGGUACAUUUGAUAAUAAUAAUAAUAAUAAUGAAAAAGAAAUUCGAGAUAUAAAUGAAUUAAAACGUGAAUUACGUUGUAAUGAAUGUAAACGUUUAGCAUGUCUUGGUAAUUGUGCACCAGGUAAUGAAUAUCAUCAAUAUAAACGUUUUCCACCAUUUUCAUCAUUAUCAAAUACACGUGAUCAAAAUCGUUCGAGACUUAAUUUACGUACACAACGAUCAACUAUGGAUUUACGUCCUUGUACAACACAACAGACAACACGAGAAACAAAAUUUAAAUUUGAACAAACAAAUACAAAUCCUGUUGUUAUUGUACCUGUAUUUGAAAAUGAAUCACAAACAAAACGUUCACAAAAAAAAUUAACUCAUCGAUAUCUACCAAAUAAAUCACUUCGUUCACAAAGACGAGAAACAUUAACAGCUAUUACAACACCAAAAAUUUCAAGUUAA
Rotaria sp. Silwood1 is the source of this 1677-nucleotide messenger RNA. Lineage: Eukaryota; Metazoa; Rotifera; Eurotatoria; Philodinida; Philodinidae. The record is from the annotation of a GenBank genome assembly.